Molecule: messenger RNA, 934 nt
Organism: Clupea harengus (Atlantic herring)
Lineage: Eukaryota; Metazoa; Chordata; Actinopteri; Clupeiformes; Clupeidae
Product: rho GTPase-activating protein 12-like
Exons: 4
Coding region: 26-934 (302 amino acids)
Biological process (GO): regulation of GTPase activity; signal transduction
Cellular component (GO): cytoplasm
Molecular function (GO): protein binding
Source: RefSeq, a predicted model, not a curated record
UGUGUGUGUGUGUGUAUGAGUGUGUAUGAGUGUGUGUGUGAGCGGUAAAGACAUGGCGGAGCUGUCCAUCGCCCCGGGUCAGGUGUAUGUAGAGGUGGAGUACGACUACGAGUACAAGUCCCGCGAGCGCCAGAUCAGCAUCCGCCAGGGGGACUGCUUCCUGCUGCUGCGGAAGACCAACGACGACUGGUGGCAGGUGCGCCCGGAGGGCGGGGGCCGCGCCUUCUACGUGCCCGCCCAGUACGUCCGCGAGGCCCGCCGCGCCCUGAUGCCACCCCCCAAACCCCUGCUGCCCCCGCCGCCCAUCGCCACGCGCCGGUCAGCCUCCCUCAAGGAGCGAACACACACACUCACACUCACACCCGCGCCCAAUCAAGCGGGCAGCCCCGUGCCCAGCCCUGUGCCCAGCCCCACGGCCAGCCCCGCAGACAGGGUGGCGCUCCUGCCCCCUACUGGCAGCGCAGGGGUGGUGCAGCCGCCUUUGAAGCACGGAUCCCUGCCACGCAAGCGCGCCACAUCACCUCAACGACCUGUGCCCGACACGGAGGGAGAGAAAGAGGAGGAGCGGGAGAGGAGAAGAGGAGGAGGAGACGGAGGAGGAGAGAGAGAGGAGGAGAGGGAGAGGAGAAGAGGAGAAGAGAGCAGGAUAGACUCGUCAUCUGGAGAUGAGCUCAGUAGCAGCUCCACCGAGCUCCUACAGGCGUGUCCCGCUGGGGGCCAGAGGCCUGACUCUCCGGUCUACACUAACCUGGCGGAGCUGAAGCUCAGCAGCUCAUCGCUGCCCCCUGCGCCCAGCUCCCCGCCACUGCACACGCAGGGCUCCUGGGAGACGCACCUGCACCACAGCGGGCGCAACUUCUACUACAACACACACACACACGAGCGCAGCUGGAAGCCCCCCUUCCGAAUAAACUCUGUGAACUUCCAUCCCUGA